AAAGCACACAGAAAACACAAAAGGGUAACGGAGGCAUAAGCUUAGGAAUAACGCACCCAACACAAAAUAAGGGCACGGAUCAAUGACAUGGCAAUAAAUUUAAAUUCCCGCCUAAACCCCUGGUCCCUUUGAUUUUCAUUUCGUUUGCAAUUGAAUUUCAAUUUCUGAAUGAGCUUAAUAUCUCCCCGCAUUUGUGCCUAGCCUUAUGUCAUAGUAUAUCAUAUCAUUUCCUUAUCUUUCUCUCUCUUCUUCUCUCCACCCAAACCCUAACUCCCAACCCUAUUCCCCUCUCUCCCAUCUGCCAUGAAAGGAGGCAAGUCAAAAACCGAAUCUAAGAGAGGCGAUGCCAAACUUGCUGUGAAUAAGAAGGGUGCGCCAGCCAAGGCCAGGAAACCAGCAGGCAAGGGCAAGGCUGCGAAAGACCCUAACAAGCCAAAGAGGCCUCCCAGUGCUUUCUUUGUUUUCAUGGAGGAGUUUAGGAAACAAUUUAACAAAGAACAUCCUGACAACAAAGCCGUGUCUGCUGUGGGAAAAGCUGCUGGAGCAAAAUGGAAGUCUAUGUCUGAUGCUGAAAAAGCACCAUAUGUGGCAAAGUCUGAGAAACGAAAGGUGGAGUACGAGAAAAGCAUGAGAGCCUACAACAAGAAACAGGCGGAAGGUCCUACUGGUGGAGAUGAAGAAGAGUCUGAGAAGUCAGUAUCCGAGGUGAAUGAUGAUGAUGAUGAUGAUGAGGGCAGUGCCGAGGAGGAAGAUGAUGACUAGAAAGUGGACUGAUAACCAUUUAUGUAGGUUUUGAUGAUUUGGAUCAUCUUUUGUAGGUGGUCUGGUCAUUUCCUGAUAAACAAACAUGUUUCUUGCUUCCAGAAAAUAUUUCUCUGCUCCCUCCGUAAAUUUGUUUUGUCUGUCCAAAACGUGAAUAGUUGAAAGAUGGGAGAUCUUUAUUUGUAUUUCUAAAUCCAACUGUUUAGUUAAGGGGUGUUUAUCUUUUGUAGAGCUUUUUAGUUUGAUUUAGUUUUCUUGUUGAAAUCUCGUUAAGUUUGUAUGAAUAUAAUUGGCUUAUCAUCCCAUUUCUGCUGUAUAUAUACACGUAUGCUAUGAUGCGUCACACCUUAAUUAA
Messenger RNA from Vigna unguiculata (cowpea), 1117 nucleotides. Its product is annotated as HMG1/2-like protein. The record is from RefSeq and is a predicted model, not a curated record. NCBI's taxonomy places the organism in Eukaryota, Viridiplantae, Streptophyta, Magnoliopsida, Fabales, Fabaceae.